AUGCAUAACAACCCAUUCAUCAACUGGUCUCUCUUCCUUUGCCUCUUCUUAUUCACCCUUUUCACACAUUCGGUCCAAUGUGUCGACAUCCUUCCUCCUCAUCGACGUCCUUUUCCUACAGCUUCCAUCGUAGCUGCAAGUAUUGCCGGAGGCAUUGUUUUCGCUGGAAUGGCUCUUGCUUGUUUAUUGGCCCUUCCGAGAGUGUUGUUAUUCAUCCGAGCUCGAUUAUUGACCGAUGAAGAAGAAGAGGAAGAAGCUGCUGGAGGUCAAGGUAAUAAUGAGGAUGGAAAUCAUCAUGAAGGACAAAAGAAUGAAAUUGAAAUGAAAUCUCAACAUGGAGCGAAUACGAGUGUAGUGACUGGAAAUUAA
Messenger RNA from Naegleria lovaniensis, 369 nucleotides. RefSeq lists its product as uncharacterized. The coding region runs from base 1 to 369 and encodes 122 amino acids. The transcript has a single exon. The record is from RefSeq and is a predicted model, not a curated record. Lineage: Eukaryota; Heterolobosea; Eutetramitea; Acrasida; Naegleriidae.